Molecule: messenger RNA, 1406 nt
Organism: Saccostrea cuccullata (small rock oyster)
Lineage: Eukaryota; Metazoa; Mollusca; Bivalvia; Ostreida; Ostreidae
Product: tyrosine-protein phosphatase non-receptor type 11-like
Biological process (GO): positive regulation of ERK1 and ERK2 cascade; protein dephosphorylation
Cellular component (GO): cytoplasm
Molecular function (GO): receptor tyrosine kinase binding; non-membrane spanning protein tyrosine phosphatase activity; cell adhesion molecule binding
Source: RefSeq, a predicted model, not a curated record
CUGAGGAUUUAAGCCGCUGGGGAUAUCUUGCCUCUAUGAUUUAAUUUAACGGAUGCUUAUUAAUCAGUUUGCUAUAGCAAGGUUUUUGUGAUUGAAACCUUAAUUGGCAGGGAAUUCUACCUUAUCAUUACAUAUUUUGCUUUCUGUAUUGCUAUUUCAACAUACAGAUUUUUUUCUUUUCGGAAAACAAGGAAACAGUGAGUGGACAAAGGUUAAUUACUACUGGUACAUGGGAGCUAUAAUCACUGCUCAAGAUCUGAUUUCAGCAGCAGAGGAGUUAAUUCCUCAAUAACUAGGAAGGAAUUGUAUAAGUGUUGGAACAAAUUUUUUCGUUUCCUUGUGCUUGAUUGUAUAAAUGAAUGAAGGUUUCUUGAGUGUAUGAAGGUUCUAAAUUAUUAUGGCCUAUUGAAGGAGAAGUAGAAUUUCUAGAGGUCUCUUGAAUGUUUUGAAUAAUGAAGAAAGGUAGUACAAAGGAAGACGCUCUUCCUAUACAGAGAAGAUGGUUUCAUCCCCACAUUUCGGGUGUGAAGGCUGAAGAAUUAUUAAAGGAGCGGGGUUAUGAUGGUAGCUUUCUGGCCAGACACAGUACCAGUAGUCCUAGUGACUUCACGCUCUCUGUAAGGAGGAAGUCGGAGGUGACCCACAUUAAGAUCCAGAACAAUGGGGAGUUCUACGACCUGUAUGGGGGUGAGAAGUUUGCCACUCUGGCAGAGUUGGUGCAGUAUUAUAUGGAGAAUCAGGGACAGUUAAAAGAGAGAAAUGGGGAGGUCAUAGAGCUCAAAUAUCCCCCUAACUCAGAGGACCCCACCACUGAAAGAUGGUUCCAUGGUCAUAUAUCUGGGAAAGAAGCAGAGAAGGUGCUGAUGGAGAAAGGAAAGAACGGUAGCUACUUAGUGAGGGAGAGCCAGAGUAAACCGGGGGAUUUUGUCUUGUCUGUGCGGACAGACGAUAAAGUGACUCAUGUCAUGAUCUGCUUCCACGAUAAAGAUGAAACUUAUGAUGUCGGGGGUGGAGAGAAAUUCAAAAGCCUGACAGAUCUUGUGGAGCAUUACAAAAAGAACCCCAUGGUGGAAAAACUGGGAACUGUGGUUCAUUUAAAAAUGCCUUUCAAUGCCACAAGAAUAUCUGCAUCAGGAUUAGAAAACCAGUCUCGGCAGCUAGAGAAGGAAAAGGACAGUACAAACAAUAAAAGAAAAGGGCAGCAUGAUUUGAUUUUUCAGCAAUUACAACAGAUGGAAGUGCGCCAUUUAUACAGCAGGAAGGAGGGACAGAGGAUAGAAAACAAACCCAGAAACAGAUACAAAAACAUCUUGCCAUUUGAUCACACAAGGGUUGUCUUAAAGGAUGGAGACCCAAAUGUCAUAGGAUCUGAUUACAUUAAUGCCAACUUCAUCACAGUAAGAUAA